GUCCACACGGAGAGCUCGGCUUGACUAGAGGCUAUCCAGAGCUGCUGGUCAGCGAUCAUUGAUCCACGAGUCCACAAGAGCUGUCAAACGUCGAACAAUUAUCCCUGGUGUGAUCGAUGUGCCUCAAGCGCGUCCUUCUCCGGAGCUGAUCGUUGGAGAAUGUUUGGAGAAAACCCCGGAUUUUGCAUUCGUGAGAGACCAUGUAUGAGUCAGUGAAGAGUCAUUCGUGAAGCAGUGAACUACGUCGAGCUUUUUAGUCCGUCGCGGAAUGAGCAGAUAGCUCUUGUUCAGAAAUAUCGAAAUCUUGUUAUUGCGGAUCCAAGCAGUGCUAAUCGACGUAUAAGGUGAUCGAUCGACGUCUAAGAAUGACAGUAAUAAGGAUGACCUCGCCGGUCACGCCUGCAUCGACCAGUCCGGACUCGUCAGACGAGGCUCAGGCGUUGCAGGCAAGUCCUAAACCGGCUCAUCGAUUGAGCUUCUCUGUCGCGGCUCUGCUAGCUGACACUAGAAAAUCGUCAGAGUCCUCGACAAGACAGGACGCGAUCCUAACAUCACCGAGAUCAUCACCGAUCAUAUCGUACGCGAUUCGACAGGAGCCUCGUAUGCUGAAGCAUCCAUGUGAUUUCAAAACAUCAAGAUAUACCUUAUCAUCAUCGCCCAAUCUUAAUCAAGACGUCAGAUUGAUUCGUUGCGCCUCUCCUCACAAUAUUUCGGAGCCCAGAACGCCGCCGAGGUAUCCCGAAGUGAUCGACUAUGCCUGCAAUAUCGAAUCACCCGGCAGAAGAUCAACCUCUGGUAGCUUGGAUUAUCGCAUGCAUCCAUCCACCGACGCUAGUACUACACCAGAACCUAUGGUAGGUUGUUCUUCGUCUCCGAAGAUCGGCAAUCAUCAGGACGCCGGCUCGCAAUCACCGAGAAGCAGCUCUCAUGGUGAGGCGCAUUCGAGGUGUUCAGAAACGGACGAUAUCGAAGAGGAUGAUGAGAGCAGACUGGUUGACGUGGAAGAUCUUCAGCAUCAUCCGUCCAGCCCAACUCCUGUUAGGCCGACACCGGCAUAUCUUGGUGGUUUUGCCACUAUCGGCGGUAUCCCGGAGAUCCCGCCUAGUCUUCACCCUGCAGUCUGGGGCGGCGGACAUCAAAAUGCAGCUGCAGCUGCAGCGGCGGGAUUUCAUUUUUCUCAUCAUGCUCCUCUAAACGAGAACGGCGAACCGGCUAAGAUUAAGUGCAACCUGAGGAAACACAAGCCAAACCGAAAGCCCAGAACGCCCUUCACGACCCAACAGUUGCUGGCCCUCGAGAAGAAGUUCAGAGAGAGGCAGUACUUGAGCGUUGCCGAGAGGGCAGAAUUCUCGUCCUCAUUGCACCUCACGGAGACACAGGUAAAGAUCUGGUUUCAGAACCGACGUGCCAAAGCGAAACGUUUGCAAGAAGCGGAAAUCGAGAAGCUGAGAAUGUCGGCCGUGAGACAGCAUCAUACGGCGCUAUACGGCUCGCAUCCGGGGAUCUUAACCCCCGCGGGACUUUAUCCCGUAGGAAUGCUGUCUCAUCCCGGAUUAACGCCUCAUCACGCAAUCGCUCAGCAUCCCGCGAGGGAAUGAGAGCAAUAAUGUUCGAUACCGGUUGAAAUGAUCUGUCAUCGAAUCUCACAUCAAGAAUGAUUUCGGCGGAAAGGGCAGGCUUAAAAAUUACAUGACUGCAGUAUGUUGAUAAAUAAUAUUAAAAUCUCGAGAAAAAAGGGAGAGAG
Messenger RNA from Mycetomoellerius zeteki, 1744 nucleotides. Its product is annotated as muscle segmentation homeobox. NCBI's taxonomy places the organism in Eukaryota, Metazoa, Arthropoda, Insecta, Hymenoptera, Formicidae. The record is from RefSeq and is a predicted model, not a curated record. Gene Ontology annotation, biological process: embryonic morphogenesis; regulation of transcription by RNA polymerase II. Gene Ontology annotation, molecular function: DNA-binding transcription factor activity, RNA polymerase II-specific; RNA polymerase II transcription regulatory region sequence-specific DNA binding. Gene Ontology annotation, cellular component: nucleus.